Molecule: messenger RNA, 8679 nt
Organism: Schistosoma turkestanicum
Lineage: Eukaryota; Metazoa; Platyhelminthes; Trematoda; Strigeidida; Schistosomatidae
Source: the annotation of a GenBank genome assembly
AUGGAAGAAAAAAAUGAUCAAGCCUACAUUCCAACACAUUUAUCAACAUUGAAAUCUAUACGUGCUGAUUUAAUACGACGUUGUGAUCAAUUAGUUGCACGUUUAGAACAACAAACAAUGCCACAUUCUACAUUGAAUAUAAACGAAGAAUUGAAUGACAUCAGUGAGAGUUUAGUUUCACUCGCACAUAAACUUGAUGAUCCUGACUACUCCUACGCGACGACGACAAAUGACAAUCCGUCAUUAAUGAUGAUGAUGAUGAUGGGGAUGGAUAAAUUCGACAAACGAAUGCAUGAUUUACAAGAAAUUCAAAAUGAAUUCAUUUAUAUUGAAGGAAAUUUACAACGAUUAAAAUGUACCAUGACUACUACAACUACCUCAACUACUACAUCUAUGCCUUGUUGUUCUAAUGAGUUCAUCAAUAAAUUGAAUUGUAUUGAAGAAGAAUUAUAUGAUAUGCAAAUGAAUUUACAAAAUAAAAUUACAUAUUUAAAUAACUUUCAUGCAAAAUACACUCAUUUAAUGAAUACUUUUCAAAUAGAAUAUCAUUGGAUCAUGGAAAUAAUGAGACAAUUGGAAAUCGGCUUUGAUCAAGUUCACAAUGCAAUCACAAUACAAUCAGAAUUAAGCGAUUCACCGAUGAUGAAUAUUGAUUAUACGGGUACUACUAAUAAUACUACUACUAAUAAUCAUGGUCACUUACAACAAGAUCUUAUUGUAUUCUACAAUCUUAUUCACAUAUUAUCACAAUAUCAUUGUCAUAAACUUUUACCAUUAUUACAAGACUAUGAUCAAUUCAUUAAUGAUCAUCAUAUUAGACUAGAAGAAUUCGUUGCAUUUCUGUAUCAUAAUAAUAAUACUAAUCAUAAUCUACACUUACCUUUGAUGGUGUAUAAUUUAUGGAAUAAAUUAAUUCUAGAAUUAAUACCAAAGAAAUUGAAUGAAUUGAUCACUAGGUCGUAUGAACAAAUAAUUAAAAAUUUAUCACCAACUUUCAAUUAUCUACCAACUUUACAAUCAUUAUUUGACGCUUUAUUAUUGCCGAAUAAUAAUUUACCUGAGUCCAAUUCUCUUCAGUGUCAUGUAAAUAUCAUUUCAGAUCAUAUCAAUGCUAUACAAGGUGAAAUCAACUGGUUACAUCAAUACAUUCGACCAAUCAUUAUGAAUAAUGAAGAAGAUAGAAAUGGUUUAUAUACAGAUACUAUUACUAAUACUACUAUGGAGAUAAUCAGUAAUACUACUACCACUACUACUACCACUACUACUAAUAUUGAUGAUGACAGUAAUAUCAAUCGUCACAUUAUAAAAUAUCAUGAAAUCGAUCGAUGCUUAACACAAUUAUUGAAUUAUUUUAUACAAAUUUCUCAACAAUUAUCUUUAGUCUAUAUCCCAUCUAUGGAGAAAUAUUAUCAAUGCAUUAAUGAUGCAAUGAAUUAUUACACUACUACUAAUACAACAACAAUACAAUAUCAGUUGGAAUUAUUUCAAGAAUUAGCACUAUCUGUGAAUAAUAAUAAUAAUGAUAAUGAUGAUCACGUGGGGGAGGCUGAGGAGGAGGAUGAAGCGUGUGAAAAUGAUCAUUGCCAGAAUGCAGAACACGAGGAGAAUAUCGAGUGUAUUUUGAUUACAUAUGAAAAAUUAGAAACACUAUGUACUGCAAAAGAACAAUGUUUGGAAUUAUUGGAAACUGUUGAGAAUAAGCAUCGAAUCAUUAUGGAUGAACUUUUGAAUAUUGUGAAACAAUGUGACAUUUCAAUGAAUAAAAUAAUCAACUCCUCUGACAAUAAACAAAACUGUUCACUGACACAAACAAUGAGUACUGCUGGUAUUGCUACUACUACUAACAGUAGUAUUAGUAGUAGUAGUAGUUAUUUGUCAAAAUUUUUGGAUCCAAUCGAAUUGAUAUCGCAAAGAUUUUUGCAUUUUAUUACAGAAAUUCAAAAAGUUAUCUCAGAAUAUGAUGAGUUAAUUAGUCGUACAAAUAAACGAUUAAAACGAAUGCCUCAACAACAGCAACAGCAACUGUCUGUCAAUAAUAAUGAUAUGCUGAAUAAUACAUCGGUAAUUGCAUCAGACGCAUCUGAAUCGGAAAUGUUGUUGUUACAAGUUAGUAUUUUAUAUUUUUUGAAAAUAAUAACAGAUGAUUAUGUGCAUUUAGAGUUAAAUUAUGGGGAUUCACAUUUAUCAUCAAUUCAUGAUGAUCAAAAUGAUUUUAUCAAAGAAUUCGAUGAACAGUAUGAACAAUUAUUGAAUGAAUAUUACAUGAAUUCAUUGUCAAUUGCUAUUCACCAUCACCAUCACCAUCACCACCACGACCACCUAUCUAAUGUAGUAAACACUACAAAUUUACAAUACAGUACAAUGAUCAAUGCAAAACCACAAUUCGUUGUUGAUUUAUUGGAAAGAAUAGAUUGUUUAAAAAAUAAUCUUUUAUCAUCCCGUUGUCAAAUCAAAAAUGACGACCUAGUAAACAAUAGACUGAUUGAAAUCAACAAAUUACAUUCGGAUGUAGCGAAUAAAUUCACUGAAACACUUACAGAAAAUGAACAGCUACAUGUGAGCAGUAGUAGUGAACAAAUGGAAACUAUUCAAAUGGAAUUGAAUGCAUUGAAAUCAACAUUUAAACAAUCCAGUGAUUUCUUCCAACAUGAUAUUGCAAUCGCUGAGCAAAAUGAAGUGGAAUCAAAAACCAAUAUGUUGAAAACAUCUGCUGAAUUAUUGAAAAAACGAUUAAACGAAACCAUUAAAUUAAUUGAUAAACUUGAAAAAUUCACGGAUGAAAUCAAUACCACUGAUAUUUAUGAUUAUUUGUUGCGAUAUUUCAAAUUCGACAACCACAUUGACAAUAGAUUUCCAUUUGAAAUGCCUGAAUCAAAUCAUCUAUCCAUGUUAUUUAUGACAACUAUUCCAUUAUGGUAUAAACAAACUCAAUUAAAUGAUGAGAUUAUCGAUUUUUUGGAAUAUUUAACUAAUCAUCGUGAACAAUUAUCAUUUGGUUAUGAAAUGGCAGAACGUUUAAAUACAUGGUUAUCAAUCACACAUCCUAGAAUGAUUAGAUUAAAAAUGAAAUUACAACAAUUCAAUAUAAAAUUAACGAAUUCAACGAAUGACUAUGAUAGUCUUUGCUCACUUUUACAUGACGUAACAUUGUAUAGACUUGAACUAUUCACUUUACUACCAAUGUGUCAAUCUAUUCGUAAUGAUAUCAAUCAAUUCAAGAAUGUAAUGGUUCAUUUGAAUGAAAACCAAACAACAACAACACUCAUCGACAACGAUAACAACAACAAGGAUAAAAUAGAACAAAUCUUUUCUUUCAAUAAUUAUGAACAUGAAGCAUCACUGAACAAUCAUCAUUCAGUUAUUCAUCAUGUUGAACAACAAAUUAUGACAAUAAUAAAUGAUUGUAAAAAGCUGUUUACAGAAUCAUCUGUUUAUUUAUCAACUUUAAGAAUACAACUCAUUGAUGAUCCGCAUCACAUUCCAAUGGUAUUCAAUGAAUUGAUACAUUUGCUGAAUGAAUUCAAGUGUUGUUUCAAUGCAAAAUUUGUCAACACUUCGUCUGCUGAAGAAGCAUUUCCUAUAGACAAUAAUGAGACAAGUCACAAUUUAUCCAUUGUAGAAAAAAAUGUUAAUUUUCAUCAAAAUAACUAUUGGUCAAAAGUCAAUUGUAUAGAGAUAUGGUUUAAUGAAUUGAAUUCCAUGCAAAAUGUACUUGAUAUUAUUUCCAAUAGGCAUUGUUUAGUCAGUGCUACUAUUCAUAAUGAUAAUAAUAAUGAUACCGACAAAAUAGACAUUGAAAAUGAAGUAAAACAGCUCAAAUUGAAUAUUGAACAACAAUAUUGUAAUUUAACUAAAACGAAAAUUCAACUGACCAAUGAAAUAAAUCAGGAAAAGAAAUUACGCACUUCAUUGAUUACUUAUUCUACUUGGUUAACUCAAUCGAAUGAUAAAUUAAUUCAACUUGCUACACCGAAUCAUUUAAAUUUGAAUGAUACAAUGGAGGAGAAGGAGGAGGAGGAGAGUGCAUGGGAAGAGUUUAAAGAUUGGACUAUUAAAGCACAAAAUGACAGUCAAUUACAAUUGAUCAGUUUAAUCAAUCAAUUACCGGAUAAAAUAUUUUCCAAACUAUUUAAACAACAUCAAUCAUUAUUUACAAAUCUGGAUGAGUCUAUCAUUCAAAAAUUUAAUCAGUCCAAAUUAUUAUUAUUAUCAUUAUCAAGUGGGAAUUUGCCAACAUGCCAAACUGAUGUUGAUGAUGAUGUUGAUGCUGAUGCUGAUGAACAAAUUCAAUCGUGUUUGGAAUUACCUACUUUAUGUGUAUUACGAAAAUUUCACAAAUUCCAAAAACACAUCAACAAUGCCAACAGAUUAUGGCAUAUUUAUAUAAAAUCUAUACAAUAUUUUACAAGAAAUUUUAAACAAUUACAAUUAGUAGUACGAGAGAUACAAUUAGGUUUAGUGAAAUUGUAUCGACCAUCAAAAUUAGUUGGAUGUUGUACGCGACAAUUGAAUAGUGUUAAGAAUGCUAUUGAACAAUUGAAAACCUAUGAACAAUUAAUUGUGAAUCUUUACAAUUGUCUACCAAUAAUUAAAUCCAUUUGUCAUCCUGUUGCGGUAUCACAAACAAUAGCUACUAUUAGUACAAUGAAACAAAAUUUUACAAGUCUUAUGGGUCGUGCAAUAGAAAGACGAAAAAUUCUUAUGCAAGCAUUGAAGGAGGAUAUUAAAUUUAAUGUAGCUUACUAUAGUUUAUUAAAUUGGUUUUUAACGAAAUUAGAAAUAUUGGAAUCUUUUGAAAUCAAAACAAUCGAUAAUGGUGAUGAUGAGGAUGAUGGUGAAAGUAUUCAGUUAUCAAUGAAAACUUUACAUAAAGAAUAUCAACAACGACAAUCAGAUUUUCAUUUAGUCAUGAGACUUGGUGGUAAUCUACGUGAACGUUGUACAUGUACAGAUCCAGAAAAGAAUAUUUUAAAUGAGAUGCUUGAAAAACUUCAACUAGUCAAAGGAAAUUAUGGUAAACGUUUAUCUAAAUGUCAACUACAAAUCAACGCAUUAAUAAUAACAAAACAUAAUGCCAAAUCUGCUCUCUCCUCUUUCAAUAACUGGUUACAAAUGAUUGAAGAACAAUUAGGCCUUGAAAAUAAUAACUCAAAUGCUCAACAUACUACUACUGAUGCCAUUGUUGUUAGUAGUACCAGUAGUAGUAGUAGUUCAAUGAAACCAAAAGAAACCAAUCAUCAUCAAACUGACUUGGACACUACCAACCAUUUAUUCAUCACAUCAACGGAUAAUAAUAAUACUAGAGAAUUAUUAAGCAGUUCAACUAAUUCAACUGAUGAUGAUUAUCUGUGGCGUAAUUUCAGUUAUAAAGAAUAUGUAAACAUUGUAUCAGUAUUAGGUGAUUUGAUUUUUGUUCAAUCGUUGAAUUCAAAUCAUUCGAUAUUAAUUGAAGAUUUACAAGAACAUGAAAAAUUAUAUCAAAAACUUGUAACCAAUCAUCAUAACCAUGCUGAUGAACUCCGUCAACUUACAUAUCGUUUUAAACGAUUAAAACAAGCAUGUAAUCUACGAGGGAAAUGUCUUCAAAUAGCUGCCGAAAUAGCUUCACAAUUAAAUAUAAACUAUUCCAAUUUAACAAUAUGGUUAUUUGAAGCCAUAGAUCAAUUGAAUCACCAUAAAAUUGAACUCAAUUAUCAUGACGGCAAAAGAAAAUCAACGAUCCAAUCAAAACAAUCAUCAUCAUCAUCAUCGUUUAGCAACCAUUUCAAUGAUUAUUUGUACAAAAUAGGAUUGAAUUUGUAUGCAAGACUGCAUUAUCAACAAAUCCAUGUGUAUCGAUCAAUGUUCAAUCAAUUUGAAACUAUGAUAAAACAGGUCAUUGUGAAAUCGAAAUUCAAUCAAUACCAUCAUCAUCAUCCUGAUCAGCAGCAAGAAGAAGGAGAAGAUGAAGGAGAACACAGUGUUUUUUCGGUUUAUUGUGAUUCAAAAUGUCGACAACAAUUUCUUAAUCAAUAUAAACACAUUUUGAAUUUAUGGCAUAAACUUGAUCAAUCAUUACAAUGUUUACGUCUUCAAUUAUCAUUACAACAAGCAGAACUCUUUAAAAAUCUAACUGAAUUUGAAUUGGAAGAACAAUGGAUUGCUGAAGAAACAAUAAAAUUCAAUAAAUCUUUAACAAGAAGAGAUGAGGCAAUUUUACAGAAUCAAUUUAAACAAACCAUUCCAAAUGGUUCCUCCAACAGGUCAAUUGUCAAUAAAGAUAGUCAGUUAUUACAGAAUAAUAAUAAUAAUAAUGUUAGUAUGAGUAUGAGUACUCAUAGUCAUCAUAGUUUAUCAACUUUGAACUCUGAAAUGGAUCAUACUGACCUGCCACAGUUAAUAAUGACAAGUUCUACAUUGAAAGAAUUCAUUGAUACUGAUAAUGAUCAUAAAGAUGUUGAUGAUGACGAUGACCGCAAUCAUGAUGAUGAUGAUGAUGAUGAUGUUGCCGAUUACAAUGAUUAUGAUGUUGUUGUUGAUGAUGACGGUGAAUUAUGUAAAGAUUUAGAGCAACGAAUUACUAUGGCAAAAGAAAAUUUUGAAAUUUUAAAAAAUAGAGAAUCGAAACUAUCUCAUUGUAUCAAUGCAUAUCAGCAGUUUUGUGCAAUCAUUGCUUUUAAUCAUGAUGAAAACAAUAGUGUUUGUGAAAAGAACUCUUCAUCAAAGACCGAGUUGGCUACGAAUCAAAGCCAUCAUGCUGAUGUUGAUGAUGAUGAGCGUGAUGAUGAGUAUCGUUACGCGUCGUCAGCCAUCAUCAAUCCUAUUGAUUGGCGGCAGUAUAAUGAUGAUAGAGCGAACCAAUUGAAAAUUGCUUAUUACAACCUAUUGAAUCGAUCUAGUCAACAUAUUCAACAAUUGGAAUGUUAUCACAACAAAUUAAUUGAGCAUAAUCUUUACUCUAAUUUCAAUUUUGAUCAAUGGAAACAAGAUUUCUUACAAUGGAUAGCGAAUCGUCAUUAUCGACUCAGUGAUAUAUUUAAUCCUAAACAUGUAUCAGCAACAUUACGAACUAUUGAUAAACAACACCACCAACAACAGCCAAUCAAUAAUAUACAUCAAAAAAACGCCAAUUUAUCCAAAUCUUUAAUACCAUUAUCUAAUAAAUCUCAAUUAUCCAACAGUCGUUCAUCUGUCAACCUCCUCUAUUCAAGUAAAGAAUCAUUAUCACACAAGCAACAUCAUGAUGCUAUCAGUAAACAAAAAAUCCCACCAGAUGACUUGAUGAUGAAUUGUUCACAAUUUAUUCAAACAAUUCUACAACAUGGUGUAACUAGUGAUCGCGGUGGUGAUCGUGGUGAUCGUCGAUCAACACAAGAUGAUAGUUGGGCAAAUCCUAUUUUGCUUAAAUUUGCAUUUCAUACAAUUGAUCAAGCUAAUAAAGGUUUGGUUACAUGUCAACAAGUUCUAGAUGCAUUGAAUUCAAAAAAAGCUCAGAAAAAACCAUUGGAAACGCAUCAGCUAAUUGAACAUGCUAUCAAACAAGAAACUAGUAAAUGUAUUUGUCAAACAAAAUUUCAACCAAGAAAAAUUGCGAAAGAUCGAUAUUGUUUUGGUUCCAGUUCACGAGUAUAUUUGGUUCGUUUUUUGAAUAGUACAACAAUUGUACGAGUAGUUACUCAUAAAACUAAUCACCAUUUUGGUAAUAGUACACCAAUAAGAAUCAAUCCCGUCAAUACAGCGCUAUCCAAUUCAAAAAUAUCAUCAUCAUCAACAUCAUCGUUCUCCUCCACGUCUACUACAAAACAUCAAAGUCAUUUAGGUUUGAUUAAUGUCACGCCAAUUAAUAGAAAAUCUUACAAUACUCCGACUACUCCAACUACUACUACAUUGAACAAUCAUAGUGUUAAUUCAAAAGAUGGCAAGACAGUUUUAUCCACAACAACAACAACAACAACAACGACAAGUGAACACUGUGAAAAACACUCAUCGUUGAAUUCCAUGAACAACAACAAAAGACCGCCAUCAAUUCAUCAUAAUGAUACUUCAUCAUCAUCAUCAUCAUCAUUGAUGAAACAAAAAACGAAUUCAUCUAAAACCAACAUCCCGAUGUACAACACCAAUGUCAACACAACAACAACAGCCACAACCACCACCACCACCACCGUUGAAACAAGUACUCACAAAAGAAAAACAAAUAAAUGAUCAGUUCGUUGUUUACGUGUCAAUCAUCAGAGACACCGAACCCGGAUGACAUCAUCACAACAGCAACAACAACAGCACCGACAACAAUUUUUUUAUUGCUUAACUCUUCGAUGCAAUGAGAAACACUUUGCGUUUUGCUUUGCUUAUUGCUUUCUUGUUUAUUCAAGGUUUUGUCUUGUAUUGUCCUUUUUUCUCUUUGCUCCCCCCCUAUGAGGUGUAAGUUCAGUGUUUUUUGAAAGGAAAGGCUUACUUACUUACUUACUUACUUAUUUAUUUACUUACUUGCUUACAAUUGUGUGUGUACACUCAUCAAUUUUUUUUUAUUGUUUAGGCAUCAUUUACUCGUUUCUUUAUUCUUCUUAUUCUUAAUCUUAUUUUGUGAAGUUUAUUGUCUUUUUUUUUCCCGAAUGUUUGUGCUUUUUUUUUUACCUGACAGAAGAAAUCAUUUUUCUAAUACAAUUUUUUUCUAUUUUACAAAAUAAAAUUUUUUUCUACAAA